GUCCCGGCGGGGCUGCGGACGGCGGGCCGGAGCCGGAGAAAGAGCGACCUUGCACCGGCGGCGGCGGCGGCGGCUCGGGUCGUGCAAGGGCUGUCAUAGGAGGCUGCAAAGCUCUGAGCCGAGUCAGGUCGGAAGAUGGCUGAGAAGCUGGUGCCUGGGGACCUGUUCUCGAGGAAGACCCAGGAAUCAGUGUUGUCCCUGGACUCGGACAAGCUGGCGCCCAUCUCACCCGAGGUGGGUGGUGAGGAGUCGUCUGACAGUGAGGGCGAGCAGGAGGGCAGCUCUCACAAGCUCAUCCGGAAGGUUUCCACCUCGGGGCAGAUGAGAAGCAAGAAGAGCGUAAAGGAGGGCCUAUUGCUGAAGCAGACGAGCUCCUUCCAGAGGUGGAAGAGACGAUACUUCAAGCUGCGAGGCAGGACACUCUAUUAUGCUAAGGAUGCCAAGUCCCUGAUCUUUGAUGAGGUGGACCUAUCUGAUGCCAGUGUGGCUGAGACGAGCACCAAGAACAUCAACAACAGUUUCACGGUGAUCACGCCGUUCCGGAAGCUCAUCUUAUGUGCGGAGAACCGGAAGGAGAUGGAGGACUGGAUCACUGCCCUGAAAUCUGUCCAGAAGUGGGAGAUCCAUGAGGCCACACAGUUCAACAUGGAGCACUUCUCGGGCAUGCACAACUGGUACGCCUGCUCCCACGCCCGCCCCACCUUCUGCAACGUGUGCCGCGAAGCUCUUCCAGGGGUCACCUCCCACGGCCUCUCCUGUGAAGUCUGCAAGUUCAAGGCACACAAGCGCUGUGCCGUCAGAGCCACAAACAACUGCAAGUGGACAACUCUGGCCUCCAUCGGCAUUGAAAUCAUCGAGGAUGAGGACGGGGUGGCCAUGCCCCAUCAGUGGCUGGAGGGGAACUUGCCUGUCAGCGCUCGCUGUGCUGUCUGCGACCGCACCUGUGGCAGUGUCCGGAGGCUGCAGGACUGGCGGUGUCUCUGGUGCAAGGCCAUCGUUCACAGUGCCUGCAAGGAGCUCCUUGGCAAGAGGUGCCCCCUGGGCCAGUACAAAGUGUCCAUCAUCCCACCAACUGCCUUGAACAGCAUCGAUUCUGAUGGUUUCUGGAAAGCCACCUGCCCCUCCACCUGCUCCAGCCCUCUCCUGGCCUUUGUCAACUCCAAGAGCGGGGACAACCAGGGUGUCAAGUUUCUGCGCAAGUUCAAGCAGUUCCUCAACCCAGCCCAAGUCUUUGACCUCAUGAAUGGGGGCCCACACUUGGGGCUGCGCCUCUUCCAGAAGUUCUCCACCUUCAGAAUCCUGGUGUGUGGUGGGGAUGGCAGCGUGGGUUGGGUGCUCUCUGAGAUUGAUGCCCUUGGCCUCCACAAGCAGUGUCAGCUGGGUGUCCUGCCACUGGGGACUGGUAAUGACCUGGCACGGGUGCUGGGCUGGGGCAGCCUGUGUGACGAUGACACUCAGCUGCUGCAGAUCCUGGAGAAGCUGGAAAGGGCAACCACCAAGAUGCUGGACCGGUGGAGCGUGCUGACCUAUGAGGUCCCCAAGCAGUCCCCCUCAGCCCUGAAGGAAGAGGAGAACGGGGACUCCAACAUCCAGGUCCACAUCUCCCAUUACGCCGACUCUGUUGCCUUCCACCUGGCCAAGAUCCUGGAGUCAGACAAGCACUCAGUGGUGAUCUCCUCUGCAAAGUUCCUCUGUGGCACCGUCAAUGACUUUGUGACCGAAGUUGGGCGGGCUUACAAGAGGGCAACAGAGAACAAGCAGGAGGCUGAGCUGAUGGCACGGAAGUGCGCCAUGCUGAAUGAAAAGCUGGAUUCGUUGGUGCGGGAGCUGAAUGAGGAGGCUCAGGCCAUCGUGGUCCCUGAAGAAAUGGCACAGGCCACCCAUGCUGAUGUCAAGGACCAGGAAAAAGCUGCCUGCUUUAACCCCAGCCCCAUGCCUCGCAUUUUCAAAUCCAAGGAGCAACUCAUGCUGCGGGCAAACAGCCUGAAGAAAGCCCUGCGGCAAAUCAUUGAGCAAACGGAGAAAGCUGUGGAUGAGCAGAACAAGCAGACCCAAGCCUACCAGGGCAGCGUGGGCCCCAGCAAGGACAGCUCGGAGGAGCUCAGCAAGAAGGAGGAGAAGCUCAGCUCCCAGCGGCUGACGGUGACCUCUACAUCUUCCUCCAUCAUUCUGGACCGGCCAGACACCUUUGGCAGCUUGCAGUUCCCUGAAGAUGCCAGCACCCUCCACUUCUCAGAGAAAUGCGUGAUGAAUAACUACUUUGGCAUUGGCCUGGAUGCAAAGAUCUCCCUGGAGUUCAACAACAAACGUGAUGAGCACCCCAAGAAGUGCAGCAGUCGCACCAAGAACAUGAUGUGGUAUGGGGUGCUAGGCACAAAGGAGCUCCUGCAGCGCACCUACAAGAACCUGGAACAGCGGGUACAGCUGGAGUGUGAUGGGGUGCCUAUCUCGCUGCCCAGCCUGCAGGGCAUUGCUGUCCUCAACAUCCCCAGCUAUGCUGGGGGCAUCAACUUCUGGGGAGGCACCAAGGAGGACAAUAACUUUGGGGCUCCAUCCUUUGAUGACAAGAAGCUGGAGGUGGUGGCAGUUUUUGGCAGCAUCCAGAUGGCUGUGUCACGGGUCAUCAACCUCCAGCACCAUCGCAUUGCACAGUGCCGCAUGGUGAAGAUCACCAUCCGGGGGGACGAGGGUGUCCCUGUGCAGGUGGAUGGAGAGGCCUGGAUCCAGCCACCCGGCAUCAUCAAAAUCCAGCACAAGAACAGAGCUCAGAUGCUGACAAGGGACCGGGCAUUUGAAAGUACCCUCAAGUCUUGGGAGGACAAACAGAAGGGGGAGGGCUACCGAGCAGCCACACGGCCGCGGCUCAGCUCCCAGCAGUCCAUGGAAUACUUGACUGAGGAGGAGAACAGCCUCUUGCAGCAGGUCUCACGGGUCGCCGAGACCCUCAUUGCCAGGUCAGACUGCGGGAAGGGGGAGGUGGUAGGCACAGGGAAGGGGGAACUGUGCUGUGGCCGUGCAAAGGUGCCUGCCCAGCCCGGGGGUGCCCUGGCAGCUCCAGCCCCUAUCACCCACAGGAUCCAUGAGGCAGCCAAGGCUCACAAAGCCGUGGAGCAGGAGCUGGCACAUGCGGUCAAUGCCAGCUCCCUGGCACUGAGUGAAGCCCUCUCCCACAAAGCUGCUGGCACUUCAGAGUUUCUCAGCAGGAACAUGGCUGUGGAGGUGGUGCUGAGCAUCAAGGAGCUGUGGGCUGAGACCAGGGCAUUCCUGGAAGGGAAGGCGCUGGACUCGCCACAGGAGGAGGAGGCGCUUCAUGGUCCCCUGAGUGUGCUGGGCCAGGAGUUGCAGCGGCUGCUGGACAUCCACUGGCUGGGGCCUAUUGCCCACCCUGCUGAGGAGGAAGGUGCCAGCAGUGCCAACAAGGGCAGCUUUAAGCUUCGCCUCAAUAUUCCCAAGCCCAGGAAGGAGAAGGACAAGCUGCAGAAGCAGAAGGCCAACAGUGUGCUCCCAGCAGACAAGUGGGGCUCCGAGGAGGUGGCAGCUUGGCUGGAAGCACUCGGUUUAGGGGAAUACAGAGACAUUUUUGUCCGGCAUGACAUCCAGGGCUCAGAGUUGAUUCUGCUGGAGAGGAGAGACCUUAAGGACCUGGGGAUCACCAAAGUGGGCCAUAUGAAGAGGAUCCUUCAGGCUAUUAAGGAGCUCAGCAACCUGCCCUAGGCUGACAGCAGGGCAGGAGCCCAGCCCAGGUGCUGGGUGGGUGCUGCCCCCAGGGAACAGGGUUUGGGUAGGGGAACAGGUCCCUGCCCCUGCCCCAUAUGUAUGGAGCCCCCCCUGCUUGCCUCGCUUUACCUGUCUGUCCCCAGUGUCCCUGGUGCCACUACUUGUCCCCCAGCCUAUGGGGCUGGAGACACUGAAGCGGAGGUCUAACCUGAUAGGUGAUGGACCACCAGUCCAGCCCCAUCACUUACCAGGGUCACUACAGCAGCUGGGGCCACCCUCUGUGUGCUCAAGCCUGGAGCCAAAGCAAAGAUUCCCCUUCCCCACGUAGGUAUUUAUGCUGUGUAAAUAUUUGGAGAGAAGAUA
Hirundo rustica (Barn swallow) is the source of this 4080-nucleotide messenger RNA. It is a transcript of the gene DGKK, whose product is annotated as diacylglycerol kinase kappa. Bases 136 to 3714 code for a protein of 1192 amino acids. Gene Ontology annotation, molecular function: protein binding; ATP-dependent diacylglycerol kinase activity. The transcript is spliced from 29 exons. Gene Ontology annotation, biological process: diacylglycerol metabolic process; intracellular signal transduction; lipid phosphorylation. The record is from RefSeq and is a predicted model, not a curated record. NCBI's taxonomy places the organism in Eukaryota, Metazoa, Chordata, Aves, Passeriformes, Hirundinidae.